UCCAAGUUGGGACGGUGUAAUUGGUGAGAAACGUGCAGCAGGAAUCAUCAAACAACAAUCUUCAGUCAUGAUGAGGAGUCACAAAACAUUCAUAAUUUUCCUUAUUUCAGUAACUGUCAUUGUCACCCACACUUUGUUAAAUUCUUCUUUGAAUAAAAGAUACUUCAACUUACCUGAUUUUAGAAAAAAGUGGCAAAUCUAUGCCGGCCAACUGAAAUGGGUGCUAUCUGGCCAGGUCUCCCCUGCAAACACAAUGAUUAUGAAAGGCCCACACCCAACCACAGAGCCUGGAAUUAUUUUUUUACAGACCUCCACUGAACUAAACCCUUCCCCAUUGGUCAUGUGCAGCAUCGAAUCAGCAGCUAGACUAAACCCAAACAAACCUGUUUAUUUCUUCAUGAAAGCAUUCACUGGGAACGUAUCUGCGUAUCGGGAACCUGAGUACAAAGGCAUCCCUCUGCUUUCUUCAUUCAAGAAUGUCAUCAUCUUGCCCUUGAAUCCUGAAGAAUUGUUCAACAACACGCCCUUGGCUGGAUGGUAUGAGAAGGUAGAUCCCAGCAAGGAAGAAUAUUGGAUUCAUGUGCUCUCUGAUGGCUGUCGGCUAGCCUUGCUGUGGAAGUAUGGAGGCAUCUAUCUGGACACAGAUACCAUUUCACUCAAACCCUUGGAGUUCCAAAACUUCAUUGUUGCACAGUCAGCAAACUAUGCGAGUAACGGAAUUUUGGGAUUUAACCGUUCUCAUCCCUUUUUGGAGAACUGCCUGACUGAUUUUGUUGAGAAAUAUAAUGGAGCAGUUUGGGGCCAACAGGGUCCGACACUGAUAACCAAAAACUUGCAGAAGUGGUGUGGGACUGAUCUUCUCGAUCAAUUUCUUAACAAAGAAUGCAAAGGGAUUGGGUACGUGCCCAACUACUUGUUCUACCCAAUCCCACACACAGAUUGGAAACAGUAUUUUGAAAAAUACAGAUGGAACAAUAAUAAUGAUGCUGUCGAAAAGGAAUUCUCAAAGUCAAAUGCAGUCCAUGUCUGGAAUUUUCUGAGUGGUCGUCAGAAAUAUGAUAUUAAAGGAAGCCAAUCAUUAAUAGAAUAUUUCUACCAGAAAUAUUGUCCAAGCACAUAUGGAACUCUGUCAAAUUAACGUUUAUUUGAGUGAUGAUGUGUAAAAUUUCUAUUGAAAAUUAAUAAUGGCAAAAUUAUUGUUAAUCAAACUGAUCAUUGGCUGGUACCAAAUGGUCCCAGUUGGCUCCACCUCAUUGUACCUUUCCCUGUAUCUUUCUGCUCUCUGUGAGGCAGCUGGGUCAUGGUGAGGAACGGGUUUCCAUGCAACUAGCUGUCCUAUAGGAAGGUGGGAGAGAUGUAGGGGGAAAAUUGGGAACUGGGAUUACUGCAUUCGGAUCAGGGAUAAUUAAUCAUUCAUCCUCCAUAUUUUAAGAUCCUAGGGAUAUUUCUGGAAUCUUUUUUCUUUCUCUCAAUCAUUGUGUUCCCCAUCACCCUGUCUCUGGUUAGUGAGGGUUUUAAUGUUAGUGAUGCUGCCUAUAUGCACAAUAAUUUUAUAGCUGACACUGAAAACGGAAUCUGAAAGUCACUUUGAUCUGAUAUAUUCUUUGUAAGAUAUUUUUUGUAAGUAUAUUUUAAUCAUGUAUAUCUUGAUCGUUUAUUUUUGUUGAAAUCAUUCACAGUUUAUUUCUGUUUCCUGAUGGAUCAUAAAACUGAUGUAAAAGUUUGA
Messenger RNA from Chiloscyllium plagiosum (whitespotted bambooshark), 1726 nucleotides. The record is from RefSeq and is a predicted model, not a curated record. Lineage: Eukaryota; Metazoa; Chordata; Chondrichthyes; Orectolobiformes; Hemiscylliidae.